GUUCCGGCCCGCAGCCGCCAAUCUGUGAGAGGAGCCGAGAGCGGGGAAGCGAGCGGGCCGGAGGGCCAAGCCUCAUUGAUGUCCAGCUCGCCGUUGUCCAAGAAGCGCCGCGUGUCUGGAUCUGAGCCGAAGACGGGUUCGAACUGCUCCUCUGGCAACUCCGUACAGAGUGACCCGCGCGCAGCGCCCACCAACGGCAUGGCUAAGAAUGGCAGUGAUGUUGACAUCGAUGAGGGCCUGUACUCCAGGCAGCUGUACGUGCUGGGCCACGAGGCCAUGAAGCGGAUGCAGAACGCCAGCGUCCUAGUGUCGGGGCUGCGGGGGCUGGGCGUGGAGAUCGCCAAGAACAUCAUCCUGGGUGGCGUCAAGUCGGUCACCCUGCACGACACUGAGCCCGCCCAGUGGGCAGACCUGGCCUCCCAGUUCUACCUGCGGGAGGAGGACUUGGGGAAGAACCGGGCCGAGGUCUCCCAGCCGCGCCUGGCCGAGCUCAACUCCUAUGUGCCCGUCAGCGUCCACACCGGGGCCCUUACCGACGACUUUCUGAGCCAGUUCCAGGUCGUGGUUCUCACGAACUCGCCUCUGGAGGGAGCAGCUGCGGGUCGGGGAGUCUGCCACAGCAAGGGCAUUAAGAUGGUGGUAGCUGACACCAGGGGGCUCUUUGGUGACCUCUUCUGCGACUUCGGGGAUGAGAUGGUCGUGACCGACACCAAUGGGGAGCAGCCGCUCAGCGCACAUGAUCUCAUGAUCACCAAGGGCUGCCGGGGGAGGACCUGCUGGACGAGGCUCGCACGGCGUGAGAGCGGGGACUGUAUCCUUACUGAGGUGGCGGCAUGGAGGAGCUCAACCACUGCCCCCAUGGAGAUCAAAGUGCUGGGGCCCUACACUUUCAGCAUCGGCGACACCAGUAGCUUCUCCGAGUAUGUGCGGGGUGGCAUCGUCUCCCAGGUCAAGAUGCCCAAGAAGAUCAGCUUUAAGCCCCUGAGCGUGGCGCUGGCCGAGCCUGACUUCGUGGUGACCGACUUCGGGAAGUUCGACCGCCCGGCCCAUCUGCACCUGGCCUUCCAGGCCCUGCACGACUUCCAGCGCCAGCACCAGCGCCUGCCGCGGCCCCGCAGCGAGGCGGACGCGGCCGAGGUGCUGGCGCUGACCCAGGCGGUGAACCAACGGGCCCCACCAGCACUCAAGCAGGAGAAGCUGAACGAGGGGCUGAUCAAGGAGCUGGCAUACCAGGCCGCCGGGGACCUGGCACCCAUCAACGCCUUCAUCGGGGGGCUGGCUGCCCAGGAGGUCAUGAAGGUAGCGCCAGGACGCCUGGGCCUGCCUCCGGGAAGUUCAUGCCUGUCAUGCGUGGCUCUAGCUUAUGACCACUGGGAGGUGUCUGCCCGAGGACCAGCAAGGAAGGUGCUGACCGGAAGGGCAGUGCUGCCAAGGAACAGCCGUUACGACGGGCAGAUCGCCGUGUUCGGGGCUGACCUGCAGGCCAAGCUGGGGCAGCAGAAGUAUUUCCUGGUGGGCGCCGGCGCCAUCGGCUGCGAGCUGCUGAAGAACUUCGCCCUGCUGGGGCUGGCGUGCGGGGACGGUGGGGAAGUGACCGUGACCGACAUGGACACCAUCGAGAAAUCCAACCUCAACCGCCAGUUCCUCUUCCGGCCUUGGGACGUCACGAAAAUGAAGUCUGACACAGCAGCUGCCGCGGUGCGGCAGAUGAACCCCAACAUCCACAUCAUGAGCCACCAGGACCGCGUGGGGCCCGACACAGAGCGGGUCUAUGAUGACGACUUCUUCGAGGGCCUGGAUGGCGUGGCCAACGCGCUGGACAAUGUGGACGCCAGAAUGUACAUGGACCGCCGGUGCGUCUAUUACCGCAAGCCCCUGCUGGAGUCCGGCACGCUGGGCACCAAGGGCAACGUCCAGGUGGUGAUCCCCUUCCUGACGGAGUCAUACAGCUCCAGCCAGGACCCGCCUGAGAAAUCCAUCCCCAUCUGUACCCUCAAGAACUUCCCCAAUGCCAUUGAGCACACGCUGCAGUGGGCCCGGGACGAGUUUGAAGGCCUCUUCAAGCAGCCGGCAGAGAGCGUCAACCAGUACAUCUCAGACCCCAAGUUCAUGGAGCGCACGCUCAAGCUGCCGGGCACGCAGCCCCUGGAGGUGCUGGAGGCCGUCAACAAGAGCCUGGUGAGCGAGCGGCCCCGGAGCUGGGCCGACUGCGUGGGCUGGGCCUGCCGCCACUGGCACUGCCAGUACAGCAACAACAUCCGCCAACUGCUGCACAACUUCCCACCCCACCAGAAGACCAACUCCGGCACCCUGUUCUGGUCAGGGCCCAAGAGAUGUCCCCACCCCCUCACCUUCGACGAGAGCAAUCCCCUGCACAUGGAUUACAUCAUGGCGGCGGCGAAUCUCUUUGCCCAGACCUACGGCAUCACGGGCACACGGGACGUGGGCGCUGUGGCCGAGCUGCUGCACCAGGUGCAGGUGCCCGAGUUCACGCCCAAGUCUGGCGUGCGGAUCCACAUCUCAGACCAGGAGCUGCAGAACGCCAACGCCUCCGUCGACGACAGCCGGCUGGAGGAGCUGAAAUCCAGCCUCCCCAACCCUGAGGACCUGCAGAGCUUCCGCAUGUACCCCAUCGACUUCGAGAAGGACGAUGACACUAAUUUCCACAUGGAUUUCAUCGUGGCGGCAUCGAACCUGCGGGCUGAGAACUAUGACAUCCCGCCUGCCGACCGGCACAAGAGCAAGCUGAUCGCCGGGAAGAUCAUCCCGGCCAUCGCCACGACGACAGCGGCGGUGGUGGGGCUGGUGUGUCUGGAGCUGUACAAAGUGGUGCAGGGCCACAAGCGGCUGGAGUCCUACAAGAAUGGCUUCCUCAACCUGGCCCUGCCGUUCUUUGGCUUCUCCGAGCCCAUCGCCUGCCCGCGCAACAAGUACUACGACAUUGAGUGGACGCUGUGGGACCGGUUCGAGGUGCAGGGGGUGCAGCCCAGCGGGGAGGAGAUGACGCUGCGCCAGUUCCUGGCCUAUUUUAAGAGCGAGCACCGGCUGGAGAUCACUAUGCUGUCGCAGGGCGUCUCCAUGCUCUACUCCUUCUUCAUGCCGCCCGCCAAGCUGCGUGAGCGCCACGACCAGCCGAUGACGGAGAUCGUGACCAAGGUGUCGAAGAAGAAGAUCGGGCGACACGUCAAGGCCCUGGUCUUCGAGCUCUGCUGCAACGACGACAGCGAGUGCGACAUCGAGGUGCCCUAUGUCCGCUACACCAUCCGCUAGGGGCGGGGCCUCCCCACGCCCCGCCCCCAGGGCUCACUGGGUGGGGCCUCCGCACGCCCCGCCCUCCACGGUUAAAGUGAGGCAAAACAUGGACUAAAGGGCCUCCCCCCAGGAACUGGUCUGAGGUUCGGGGA
Molecule: messenger RNA, 3404 nt
Organism: Chelonoidis abingdonii (Abingdon island giant tortoise)
Lineage: Eukaryota; Metazoa; Chordata; Testudines; Testudinidae
Source: RefSeq, a predicted model, not a curated record